Thamnophis elegans (Western terrestrial garter snake) is the source of this 4821-nucleotide messenger RNA. It is a transcript of the gene TGFBR2, whose product is annotated as transforming growth factor beta receptor 2. Lineage: Eukaryota; Metazoa; Chordata; Lepidosauria; Squamata; Natricidae. The transcript has 8 exons. The coding region runs from base 49 to 2010 and encodes 653 amino acids. Gene Ontology annotation, molecular function: ATP binding; transforming growth factor beta binding; activin receptor activity. Gene Ontology annotation, biological process: heart development; transforming growth factor beta receptor signaling pathway; cellular response to growth factor stimulus. Gene Ontology annotation, cellular component: signaling receptor complex; plasma membrane. The record is from RefSeq and is a predicted model, not a curated record.
UUUACUAGAGUACACAGAUGCAUUUCCAAAGCACAUACAUGAAAAUGAAUGGUGCUUCUAUUUCUUUUACCAUCAGGUUUCUUACAACAGCUAGAGAAAGGGAGCGACUCGCACACGCACGUCAGAAGUACCCAAGCCGCAACUACUACCGCUGCCUCCGCUGGGGCCUCUUUUUCCCCCACCAUCCCACGUUUACUUCAGAGCCGCUUCGUCAUAUUUCGCCCUAGUCCUGAAUUCCGCCCGCCUCUCCUCGUUCCCGAGGGUUGUCUCGGCCAGGCUGUUUUUUAUCCCGAGUCUGAAGGCCGCCUCAGAGUGGAGGGAGAUACAAUGAGCUGGAUUCCUAAACACAUUUUGUUGUGGACUCUUCUGCACAGUACGGCUCACCCACUGGGACGGGUAACAGCUGAAUAUCGUGAACAUAACCUCUUCAGUGGUGGAUUCAAAAUGGGGAAACUCUGCAAAUUUUGUGAUGUUAAAUUGACAACAUGCACCAAUGAAGGUCAUUGUUGCAGUAAGUGCAACCUCACUUCUAUUUGUGAACACAAAAAUGAAAUCUGUGCAGCUGUUUGGAGAAAGAAUAAUGGGAAUAUAACUCUGGAAACAAUAUGCCAUGAUCCUACACUAGAGCUCCAUGGAUACAAAUUGGAUGAUUUCAAUUCAAAAAAAUGCUUCAUGAAAGAGAAGAAAGGAGCUGGAGGAUUGCUAUAUAUGUGUUCCUGCAAAGAUGAUGAAUGCAAUGAUGAAAUUAUUUUUUCAGAAAAUACCACCUCAAGUACAGAAGUAAAAUAUGUGAUUGCUUUGGUCGCAGUUAUAUGCCUUGUCCCAUUGCUGGUGAUCGCCAUUGCUGUGGUCAUUAUCUUUUACUUCUAUCGAGUUCAGAGGAGGAGGAAACUCAACAAGGCAUGGGAGAAAAAUGUGAAGUCCAGGAAGCACAAAGACUGUAGUGACGUUUGUGCCAUUAUGCUGGAUGAUGAUCGCUCUGACAUCAGUUCUACUUGUGCUAAUAAUAUUAACCAUAAUACCGAAUUGCUGCCUAUUGAAUUGGACACUUUGGUAGGCAAAGGACGAUUUGCAGAAGUCUAUAAGGCUAAACUGAAACAAAACACAUCAGAACAAUUUGAAACUGUGGCUGUGAAGAUCUUCUCCUAUGAAGAAUAUGCCUCCUGGAAGACUGAGAAAGAUAUCUUUUCUGAUAUAAAUCUAAAACAUGAGAACAUCCUACAGUUCCUUACAGCAGAGGAGCGCAAGACAGAUCUAGGCAAACAAUACUGGUUGAUCACUGCUUUCCAUUCAAGAGGCAACUUACAGGAAUAUCUCAUAAAACACAUAAUUAGCUGGGAGGAUCUGUGGAAACUGGGUGGCUCUUUGGCUCGUGGGAUUGCCCACCUCCAUAGUGAUCACACACCAUGUGGUCGGCCCAAGACACCAAUUGUCCACAGAGAUCUGAAGAGCUCUAAUAUCCUGGUAAAGAAUGACCUGGCUUGCUGUCUCUGUGACUUUGGGUUAUCACUAAGGCUGGAUCCUACUCUGUCUGUUGAUGACCUGGCUAAUAGUGGGCAGGUUGGUACAGCAAGAUACAUGGCUCCUGAAGUUCUGGAAUCCAGAAUGAACUUGGAUAAUGUUGAAUCCUUUAAGCAGACUGAUGUGUAUUCCAUGGCUUUGGUUCUGUGGGAAAUGAUAUCUCGCUGCAAUGGUGUUGGAGAGGUGAAAGACUAUGAGCCACCAUUUGGUUCAAAAGUGCGAGAACAUCCUUGUGUAGAAAGCAUGAAGGACAAUGUUUUGAGGGAUAGAGGACGGCCUGAAAUUCCUUGUUCAUGGCUCAACCAUCAGGGUAUCCAGAAGGUGUGUGAGACUAUUGUUGAGUGUUGGGACCAUGAUCCUGAGGCCCGGCUGACAGCACAGUGUGUAGCUGAGAGGUUCAAUGAUUUUGAUUACCAAGACGGACUCUCGGGAAGAAGCAACUCAGAAGAGAAGAUCCCUGAAGAAAGCUCGGGCAACAGCACCAAGUAACAGCUGGCAAGAAUCAGAGAAUGUUCACUUUUAGGUUCUCUGUGCUUGGCCUUGGAAUAAGAGGAACAUUUACCAUUGGACCUAUUUUCUAUGACCAUGAAUAGCUGCUUUUUCCUCCAUCCUGCAGCUCCAGGGAACAGGAAUGACUUUAUGGGGCAACCAUAAUGGGCCAUGUGCAGUGCCAAGGCAUAGUUGUUGCUUUCCUAAGUGUGCCAUAAGAUAAGUUACAUUGGUGCUUCCUGAGAAAAUAGGACUAUAUUACAAUGCCAAUAACAAUUGCACUUUAUCAAGAUUUGUAUAUAAAACUAUGGAAGCUCAGUACUAAAUAUAAAUACACAAAGCUGUGCCGAGAGUCUUCCAGGAAAUGUCUAAUAGAUAGAAAAUUGCAAAUUUUUGCUAUGAUGCUGACAGCAGUAUUGCAUUAUUCACUUCGCUCAAACCAUAAAAACUUAUAGCUAACUACACUACAAAUAGUAUCAAUUGCUACAUCUUUUUUUUCCAGAUGAGGGGCAAAAAAAAACCAAAUGGCAACUAGAACCUUUUGGAUAUAUUUGAGCUUUAAAGAAAAAAGAAAAACGACGACAUUAUGCAAUGGUAUUCAGCUGGUUCCUGAAUGUUUAAAAUUUAGAACUUAUAAAUUGUUGGACCAUUCACAGUCAGGAGUUUUGGUUGCUUUGUUUUUCUGUUCAAAUGAAGAAUUUGCAAUGGUUUUCUUUCUUUCUUUUUGUUCUUUAAUGUCAACAAAAAAUUAUUAAUAUUCCUCCCCUUCUUUCAACCAGCACAUCAUGUUCUCAGUCUUCAUACUGAUUACAGGUUUCUCUCCCCCCCAACUUCCCCCUGGAAUUGGGCAGCACCAAUUAUAAUUGCAACAGAUGUUUUGCAUUUGCCAUGCAUUCUGGAAAAAGUAGAUUCCUCUCUCUUUUCCUCCAUCUUUUUUUGGAUCAAUAACAUCAUGUCUAGUUUCUUAAGCCCUUAAAUUCACACUUGAUGUUGUGCCCAGAAGGAAUAGCAGAUGAAUUCCUUCCUGAGUUUCUAUGAUGUUUUGGCAAAAAUUUGUUCCGCACUCUGGGCAUGCAUUGCUUUUGGUCCUUGUAACAUGCAUCAUAGCCAACGCUGCCUGCAGUUAAUACUUAGAAAUGCUAUACAUUCCUAAACUGAUUCCCCACAGGCAAGGCUUACAUUCUUUUAGUCUUCCAAAAUAUUUAGUGUUGGAGCUGGCUUCAUCAGGAAUUUUAAAUGGCAGGAUUUGAAUUGUUUGUGCUUUCUUGCAAGAUAUGCAUUCUCCAACCUAGUGUCCUCCAGAUGUAUUGGACUGCAAACCUGUGAUGGCAGCAGGAGUUCAACAGAACACUGGAAUGGGGAUAUUUUUGGUAAUGGGCCAUUUUUGAAAGUUAGCUACUAUUUUGUAACAGGACACAUUCUUUCCUUUUGUUUUUCAUUAGAAUUAGUCCAUGCCAGCCAGAAACAAUUCUUUUGAGUUGAAAGAUAUAUUACAAGUGCAAUUUUUUUUCAUGUAGGAGAUAGGUGUUUUUCUAAGAACUCCUUUUUUGUGUAUCCAAUAGAGAGAAAAAAAUCAUAUAGGAAUUUUUAAAACUUUAUGGAGAAAAAAUACGUUUAAAAAUAAUUAUGCAUCUGUCAUUUGUAUUAAACAUUUUAUAAAUAUUUAAGCAUUAAGUGGACAGAGACUCAACAAAAAGAAACCAGAUUUUAAAGUAACAGGCAAUCUACUAAAGGGGAGUUACUAGUAACAUGGCUUUAGAAAAGUGUAAUGUUGAAUAGUGAUGGGAUCUGACGGCCUCUAGUGGUGGUUGCCUAGAAUAGCAGAAUGAAAAACAGUUCACAAAGGAGGUUUCUUUCAAACGGGAUGGGAGGUACAUCUGUGUCGCAUACCUAAAUUGCUAAUUUUGUGGCCUACUUUAAAUGUUACAGCACAUUGUUGCCAUUUAUCUUAGUAGUAAAUGUAAAUUUACCAUUUACCUCAGUAUUUCAGGUGUUCAGCCUAAAGGCCUUCAGCGGAACUCCCUGAAGUUGUUGUUCUUCUAAAGUUGUCACCAAAUAGUAUUGUUUCAAAGGACAGAAUGAAUGGGCUGUCAAAUAUGUUGAAGAUAAAUAAUUUUACUUCAUUUAAAUAUAAAUGAAAUCAGUGUAUCCUGAUUAAGGCAACUUUAAGCAGUGUGGACUCCAGAAUUCCCCAACCCAUUGAAGAGUUGAGAUCUGCCCCUCUUAAAAUGAACUUUCCCAGUGAUGAGGUACAUUGAUCUAAAAGAGGGCUAGACCAAAUUAUGGGAAGAAGUCUAUUAAUGGAGAGUCAUGGCUAUAUGUUAUUUCAAGAUUCAGAAUAAUCUUAAAAACCAUUUGGUGGUGAGUCAUAGUGCAUACAGUAAUCUGCUUUCUUUGAUGAUUUCUCUGAUUUCUCUAAUUCAGUCCUAAAUAAGAAGCAGCAUGGGAGGCUUUCAUAGAUAAUUAGCCUCCUGAAAAGGCCAUCUGAUUCUAUACCUAUUUGCUUAGGAGAUUCAAGUAAGGUCAGUAUUUAAAUUGGCAGCCUAGACAUGGCUAGGUCUUCCAACUGAAACUGGGGUGUGGUUUUUGUCUAUCAUGCACUGGCAAAAAUCUGAGAGAUGACUAAACUCCUGACAAUCCUUUACCUUUUUUGUAUUAGUAUAUUUAAAGAGAUUUUUUUUAAAAAAAUUCCAUGAAAGAUUUUUAAAGUACAAUAUAUAUGAACAUAGAAAUGUUUGCAUAUCUAAUCUCUUUAUCAGAUUUUUUAAAGCACUUACCAUAUUUUUGUAUAAAUAAAUAUUGUACUCAAUG